This is a messenger RNA of Rhizophagus irregularis DAOM 181602=DAOM 197198, 476 nucleotides long. The record is from RefSeq and is a predicted model, not a curated record. Lineage: Eukaryota; Fungi; Glomeromycota; Glomeromycetes; Glomerales; Glomeraceae.
UAGAGAGACAAGAACAAUCGAAGUGGCAAGAAGAAUUAAAGAUGCGAGAAGAAUUAGAGAGACAAGAACAAUUGAAGUGGCAAGAAGAAUUGAAGAUGCGAGAAGAAUUAGAGAGACAAGAACAAUUGAAGUGGCAAGAAGAAUUGAAGAUACAAGAAGAAUUAGAGAGACAAGAAGAACUGAAAUGGCAAAAAGAAUUGAAGAUGCGAGAAGAAUUAGAGAGACAAGAACAACUGAAGUGGCAAGAAAAAUUGAAGAGGCAGCAAUGAAAUUGCAAAAAGAAUUGAAGAGGAGAAACAUAUGCAAUUAGUUUGACAUGAGAAGAAAAUUGGAGACGAGGAGACUACUUUAAUUUCUGAAUUUGAUAUUCAAAAAAUUCGAUAUUUUUAUAUAAUAACUAUAGUAACCUUAUAACAGCAAGAAAUUUGUUUAUUUAAGCGCAACAUUUAAAUUAAAUGGCAUGUAUUAAUUUAUUA